This is a messenger RNA of Myripristis murdjan (pinecone soldierfish), 1904 nucleotides long. It is a transcript of the gene cebpa, whose product is annotated as CCAAT enhancer binding protein alpha. The coding region runs from base 212 to 1132 and encodes 306 amino acids. Gene Ontology annotation, molecular function: DNA-binding transcription factor activity, RNA polymerase II-specific; RNA polymerase II cis-regulatory region sequence-specific DNA binding. Gene Ontology annotation, biological process: myeloid cell differentiation; DNA-templated transcription; regulation of transcription by RNA polymerase II. NCBI's taxonomy places the organism in Eukaryota, Metazoa, Chordata, Actinopteri, Holocentriformes, Holocentridae. The transcript has a single exon. The record is from RefSeq and is a predicted model, not a curated record.
UCAGAGCGACAGCCAGCACAGCCUGCUGCUUUAAACUGCUUCAAACUGCCUGUCAGCAGCCUGCAGGGAGCAGCUCCGUAUCCAAACCUGUUGCUUUUAAACCCAACCAGCUGUAGCAUAUGUGUGUUCUCUAAGCAUUGGACACUUGAGGACCACUAAGGACCUGUCCGUGCUCGUCAUCAAGCUGGAUUCCCGGAGCUCCUCACCAUGUAUGCCCGGGUUUAGAUCCUCCAUGGAGCUUUCCAACCUGUACGAGAUUACCCCCCGGCCCCUGGUGACCAGCCUGCCCCACGGCCAGCAGCCUUCUUCCGGCUACAGAGACCCGGCAGACCUCGGCGACAUCGGAGACAACGAGGCUUCCAUUGACAUCAGCGCCUACAUCGACCCGUCGGCGUUUAACGACGACUUCCUAGCCGACCUGUUCCACCACGGCUCCCGGCAGGACAAAGUCAAGCUGAUGAACGGCGAGUACGACUCCCUGCCGUGCGGCCCGGGGCCCCAGCAGCUCUACAUGUCCAACUACAUGGAGUCCAAACUGGAGCCCAUGUACGAGCACCACCAGCCCCGGAUCCGACCCGUGGCCAUAAAACAGGAGCCUAGAGACGACGAGGACUUGAACCCGGCCAUGCCGCCCUCCUACCACCAUCCACACCAACAUUCCCAGUAUUCACAGCAUUCCCAGCAGCAGCACCUACCGCAUCUCCAGUACCAGAUAGCGCAUUGCGCGCAGACCACCAUGCACCUCCAGCCAGGCCACCCCACCCCUCCGCCGACCCCGGUUCCCAGCCCGCACCAGCACCCGCACCAGCACCAACACCAGCACCCUCAUCCCCAGCAGAGCGCCCUGUCCGGGGGCCCUAUGAAGAUGCUGGAACGUGGCAAAACCAAGAAGCACAUCGACAAGAACAGCCCAGAGUACCGGCUGCGGAGAGAGCGGAACAAUGUGGCGGUAAGGAAGAGCCGGGACAAGGCGAAGAUGCGCAACGUGGAGACGCAGCAGAAGGUGGUGGAGCUGUCAGCCGACAACGAGAGGCUGAGGAGGAGAGUGGAGCAUCUGACCCGGGAGCUGGACACUUUACGGGGCAUCUUCAGACAGCUACCGGACGGAUCCUUCAAACCCAUGAGCAGCUGAAAGACUACUGUACCGCUGGACUGGAAACAGCCUGGUAAACGGACUGGUACUGCUGGAUUUACGCACGGCCACAUCUCUGUUGACAGACUGUUGUGAGGAGAUCCAAGACGGGCAGCUGAGAUGUUCAUGUGCCUUUUUGCGCAAAAACAAUAAGCUCAUUCCCCUGCAGAUCCACAACAGAGGACUGGUUGUUUUGUGCCUUUUCCAUACAGACUGUGUGCCAGACACACAAAACUCACAUAUCAGUGCAGCUAAGGUAGGGCACGAGGAUCGGAUCCAGAAUCAGUCUGUUGUGCAUGUUUUUAUAUAAGUUACCAUCUCCAUAUCUUCUCCUGUUGAACUAGAAUUUAUCUUAUAAAACUAUAAAAUGCAAAGUGCACACUGCUUGCAUAUAGGCUAUGUUUGUAUUGUUUUUUUUUUUUUUUUUUUUUUUUCCAAAGACAAAACGCAUAUCUCGUCAUUCUGUUUGUCACAUAAGGUCCAGGUCCUCUAGUCUGGUGCGUUUGCAUUCACAAGUCGAGUUGUCUGAUGGUCUGAUUGAAGCCAAAGCAAAGGACUGGAACUGAUAACUGUGGUACCUGCUUCAUAAGCAGUUUAUUGUAUGCACUAUACGUCGUCGAAACGCGACCAAAUGAAGCACAUUGUCUUUUAAAUAAUGACACAUGGGUACUGAUCUGAAACGCCUCCGGUUGCGCUUUCUAGCUUGUAGCUUAUUUAUGUGUAAUUUGAUGGAAAAAUGUGAAAAGGGUUUCUAUGCAAUGUGUCUUUCCUU